Messenger RNA from Pisolithus orientalis, 1059 nucleotides. RefSeq lists its product as uncharacterized. The coding region runs from base 310 to 852 and encodes 180 amino acids. NCBI's taxonomy places the organism in Eukaryota, Fungi, Basidiomycota, Agaricomycetes, Boletales, Pisolithaceae. The record is from RefSeq and is a predicted model, not a curated record. The transcript has 3 exons. Gene Ontology annotation, molecular function: protein binding.
CCACUUUCUGUGGAGUAUGUUGUGAACGACAGAGACUGAAGCCCCUGGCUAAGAGACAGUCUGGGGAUAUCAGUCUAUUUGAACUACGAAAGCGCAGCAACACCUUCGCUGGUAAAGAGACAGAAAUCGUAACUCAGGAUGCAAGAUACGGGGAAGGGACUUGCACUCAGACACACGACUCCGGGCUGGCAUCAAUUGACAUAAUUCGACACGUGCCCGCUGGACAAGGUUUCACGAUGCACGAAUCAAGUGUUCAGGCCCGACUUGAAUAGCAACUUGCAAGAAAUCCAUACUCAGUCCAGGACGAGCAUGAAAGGCCUUUCCGAUGUUAGAGCCGAACUAGUCCGCCUGCAAUCCAGUGAAUUGGAACUGCUCCAGGAGCUGUUAGAUGCCCGCAAAGCUAUAGCACCUCAGAAAGUCGUGAUCGACGAGUUGAUCAGAACCAGCACUGUGCCACCCAUCGAUCGCCUUCCAAACGAGUUGCUUGCACAGAUAUUCCUCCUCCUCGGACAUACGUUGGAAAAUCUGGCCCGCGUCUCGCGCCGUUGGAGGGCCGUGAUAGUGGACACCCCUAGUAUCUGGAGCGAGAUCUGGUUGGAAAACUACAUAACCUCGACUUUGUUGAAGCUGCACUUGGAAAGAAGUCGACAAGCCCCUCUUACAAUCUUCCUCAGAGUAUACGACCCGGAGCUAUUGGACGUUGUUGCAGCUCAUGCAGGACCGUUGGCACGCUCUUUGGAUCCUCGGCGAUACCCUGGAAUUCCUGGACAGCAUGUGCCUACCUGGGAUUGCCAUCCCUUGAGUUCCUCGUCAUAUCUCUGGAAUGGGAUUGUGCCAAAUUCCUACCUAUGAUAUACUCACGUGUCCCUGCUCUCAAGAAUCUACAGCUUCAGGGAUUGAGCGCAUCCCUCUCGGCUUCCAGUAUGACUGCUAUCCUCCUGGGUAAUAGUGCACCACACAGCGCCUUCCUGGGAAAUAUUCGUUGACCAAACUGUCGCUCUGGGGCACCACUUAUGGUUCGAAAUUUCCACGAGACAGCAUCCACUUUCCUGUUCUUGA